Molecule: messenger RNA, 2000 nt
Organism: Xenia sp. Carnegie-2017
Lineage: Eukaryota; Metazoa; Cnidaria; Anthozoa; Malacalcyonacea; Xeniidae
Product: telomerase Cajal body protein 1-like
Exons: 12
Coding region: 238-1611 (457 amino acids)
Biological process (GO): Cajal body organization
Cellular component (GO): Cajal body
Molecular function (GO): RNA binding; protein binding
Source: RefSeq, a predicted model, not a curated record
UGGUCCCAGGCACUGUGUCCCAGGUUUUGGCGGUUUGGUUGGCCCAUGAUCCAACCUUUUUUAGUCUUCUUGAACAGAGCACAGAGUCAAAGCCGAAGGUGAUGAUUAUUAUUCGUCUAUCACCUACAGUUUUUUAUUUUUGACAUCGCUUUAGUUGAUUGAGACAUUAAGUCUGGUUAAAUUCAACUUUAUGUAUAAUAUGUUAUAAACCUUUGUAACGAAUAUUUUUCACCGUCAAUGACAACGAACUUGGAAGUGCUUGAAAACAUAUCAGAUGUAUCUGAUGUUUUAAUUGAAAAAAAUAACGAAAUUGCUGAAAAUGGUGAAACAUCAAAACAAGAAGUUGCAAAUUCUGCGAACGAGCAAAGUUCACAGAAUAUCAAAACAAAUGUUGAAUCCUCAUCGUUGUGCAAAGUAACUUGCACUACAGAGAAUGAAAACAAUAGAGAUAAUAUAAGGUAUUAUAUGGACUUCAGCAUGUCCCCUCACCAAAUAACUGGCUCAUGGAGUGAUUAUGAAACUUCUUCAGAUGAUAAUUUCCUCAAGGGUUGUAAAUGGUCACCAGAUGGAACAUGCAUUUUAACAUGUAGUGAUGACAACAUAUUGAAACUUUAUAAUCUACCUUACGAACUGUAUUCUAAUUUUGCUACUAUUAACACACUACCUGAAAUGAAAUCAGUUCUCGCAAUGAGAGAAGGAGAAACAAUUUAUGACUACAAUUGGUACCCAAAGAUGUCUUCUUAUGAGCCUGAUACAUGUUGUUUUAUCAGCAGUAGUCGUGAUCAUCCAUUACACAUGUGGGAUGCCUUUACUGGACAAAUGAGAUGUUCUUACAGAGCUUACAACCAAUUGGAUGAGAUAGUAUCUCCUCAUAGCGUGGCCUUUAAUUUGGAUGGGAGUAAGAUUUACUGUGGAUUUAAUAAGAUGAUAUGCAUAUUUGAUACAUGUCGUCCUGGUAGACAGUGCCAGUCAAGGCCUACAGUGAGCAAAAAACAAGGCCAACCUGGCAUCAUUUCAUGCAUUGCUAUAUCUCCAGAGCAAAAUGGCCUUUACGCGUGUGGCUCAUUUUCUAAGUCAGUUGGCAUUUAUUGUGAACAAAAAGGGAGUUUAUUAACCCUAUUGGAAGGACAUCAAGGUGGUGUGACACAUUUGUUAUUUUCUCAAGAUGGACUUAAAUUAUAUAGUGGAGCAAGAAAGGACAAUGAGAUUAUAUGCUGGGAUUUAAGAAAUCCAGGUGAUGUCCUUUUUGUAAUGAAAAGAUCAGUAAAAACAAAUCAAAGAAUGUAUUUUGAUGUGGACAGUUCAGGUAAGUACAUAGUGUCAGGAAACCAUGAUGGAACUGUGAGCAUUUGGGAUACCUGUGCAUCAUCAAAUGUCAUAUUACCAUGCCUUAUGACAUACAAAGGACACAACGAUUGUGUCAACGGAGUCAGCUUGCACCCAAGUCUGCCUUUCCUAGCAACAGCUUCUGGACAAAGAACAUUUCUCUUACCUGAUGAUGUAGAUUUUGAAAAUGAUGAUGUUGAAAUCAACAAAACAAAAGUAGACAAUUCUCUCAGGCUUUGGAGACUUAAUUUUCACACAGAAGAAAUGAUAAAUGUUGGAACAUGAGUAACACUAAAAUUAGUGGUACCUAGACAACAAUUAUUGUAUAAUAUCAGGAAGAACUUUGAAUAACAUAAAAAAUGAUGCUUGAAAAUUCUUUAUCACACAAAAGUCUAAUUAUUUUGUUUUUAUCAUUUUGUUAAAUAGUUCCUUAAUAUUGAUCUACUCAAGAUAACAUGUUGUAAAGUUGCAGAGUAUUUAAUGUAGUAUGUUAAAUUCUAUGAGUAAAGUGUAGUUAAGUUCUAAGACACAUCACCUGAUGAGGUUCACAAUUGACUCUUAACACUCUCCACAGAAUAGAGAUCAUUUCGUCUUUGUAAUGUAAUUGGAACUUGAUUACGAACAUCCUCUAAGUACUGAAGAUCUAAAAAUAUAUUUCACUUUUCAAUAAGUAA